CAAUCUUGUUCGUUUCAAAACUUUCUUCCUUAAUUUACUCAAAACGAUAACCAGUCUCUUCUCCAAUGGAACAUUCACCACCAAAAUCGCUCCAAAACACGCACGUAAAGCUGCUGGCUUUCGAUCUCCUCUCUCUCACUCCCACGCCGGACCCAACCACCUUCUCUCGUUUGGGAAAACUCCUCCUCUCACGUGUCGAAAUCCUCGGCACAAUCACCUCACGUGACUACAAACCUAACAAAUUCCUUAAAUUCACCAUCGAUGACGGCACCGGAUCCGUCCCCUGCCUCCUCUGGCUCAACCAUCUCAACUCUCCGUAUUUCUCGCGCCGGGACCCACCAACUGUUCGAUUAAUUGCCAACCUGGCCGCUGGCUUUGCCGCGCAGAUUAAAAUUGGUGUCGUCUGUAGAUUGCGAGGGAAGAUUGGUAGCUAUAGAGGUGAGGUGCAGGUUACAGUUUCUGAUAUUGUGAUUGAGAAAGACCCCAACGUGGAGGUCCUUCAUUGGUUGGAUUGCGUGAGGUUGGCGCGAAAAUGUUAUGAUGUUGUGAGUAAUUUAAAUUAAAUUAAUAAUUUUUUAGUUUUUUGUUGUUCAAUCGAGCAUUGUUAAUGCUUUAAACGAACAGAUUAGAAAAUUAAAAUGCUAAUUUUUAAUUAAAAUAUGGA
Messenger RNA from Pistacia vera, 664 nucleotides. Its product is annotated as CST complex subunit STN1. Gene Ontology annotation, molecular function: nucleic acid binding. The transcript has a single exon. The coding region runs from base 66 to 563 and encodes 165 amino acids. Gene Ontology annotation, biological process: double-strand break repair via homologous recombination; nucleotide-excision repair; DNA replication. Gene Ontology annotation, cellular component: chromosome, telomeric region; DNA replication factor A complex; site of double-strand break. The record is from RefSeq and is a predicted model, not a curated record. Lineage: Eukaryota; Viridiplantae; Streptophyta; Magnoliopsida; Sapindales; Anacardiaceae.